AUGAGAGAAACAAUAAAAGUUAUUCUUCGAUUGCAAGGUGGGACGCUUUCAUCUAAGUCAGGUUCCCGAUCAUCCAGAGGGAGAAUUCAAGACUGGGUUGAUCGUGAAGUGUCGGUUCCUCCUCGAGUUCAGAGUAUAGUUAAUGGAGGUAACAGUGCCCCUUCAAUGGAACCCAUCAUUGAGAUGAACAACCCUGCUCCACCUUCGGAAAGCCCUGCAACUAAGAUUGGUCAUCGACAAGAACCAAAGUCCAGCAAUGAUGAUGUUCUCGCCAACAGUUUGAAAGAGUUGCUAUCCUUAAAUAGACUUCCUCUUCCAGAGCCUGGGAUUUUCUCAGGUAACCCUCUUGACUACACGGCAUGGAGGCGAAGCUACGAUGCAUUGAUUGAACAUCGUGGAAUUCCUAUGGCAGAGAGGUUCUACUUUCUCUUGAAAUACCCGACAGGUGAGCUGAAAUCCUUGGUAGAAGGCUACUCUAUGAUCGUCGAUGGCAGAGGUUACCUUAAUGCAAAGGAAGGAGACAAGCUGGAUGCUUGGCCCAAGGUUGGAUCAAGAGAUUCAUUUGGACUUAGGAGACUGGGAGACUUCCUGAAACAAUGUGAUGCAGCAUCUAAGUAUGUUCCCCACUUGAAUCAUCUUGAUGACGAACGGGAAAAUCAAAACCUACUGAGGAAACUCCCUGAAUGGCUAGUCGUGAAAUGGGGAAAGAAGGUCGUUCAGUGGAGACAGGAUUGGAAAACCUUUCCACCGUUUGCCAUCUUCACAGAGUUCAUUGAUAAAGAGGCAACUGUUGCUUGUGAUCCCGUCACCUCUCUUCAAUCUCUGCAGACCUCAAAGGAAAGGAAGAGGUCAACUCCUUCUCGAUCUUUACAGACUGGAACACAAAAUCACAAAUAUGGCUCUGCUGAGAAGAAAUAUCUGUCAUGUAUCUUCUGCAAGGGUCAACACCAUAUUACUGAAUGUUCCUCGUUCAAUUCAGAAACGAUGCAGAAGAAGAGACAGACUAUUAAGGACAAUGGUCUCUGCUUUGGUUGCUUGAGAAAGGGACACAUGUCAAAGAGAUGCAAGAAAAGAAAUACAUGCUCCUUAUGUAAAGGAAAGCAUCCAACUGCUCUACAUGAUGACGAAUGGAAGGAGAAGCGACGGGAUGCUACUAACAGAGAGAGGAGCAAAGCAAUGGGCAUCAGAGGCAUAGGCAUGCACCUAUUGCUUUCUACAAUGACAAAAGCAAAUGAGAGAGUAGCUUGUGAGAAGGUGACUGGAUUGAAAGUGAAGGCUUACUACAACUCUGAGAAGGUGAUUAGUCUCCCUCCAAGCUAUACGAGAGACAUUAUCCCAGCAGAUCGACAUCAUAUUCCUACUCCUGACACAGCGAGAUCCUUCAAACACUUGUCCAGGAUUGCCGAUAUGAUUGCUCCUCUUCAGGAUGUUGAAAUUGGACUCUUGAUCGGCUACGACUGUGCCAAGGCUCUAGCUCCUCGUGCUGUCAUCCACUCUCCUGACGAAAGAGGGCCCUAUGCAGUCCAGACAGACCUAGGAUGGAGCAUUGUUGGGACAGUGAAUGCAGGUUAUGUUGAUAGUCACAAUGAUCCCAUUGGUGUGAGUCAUCGUACGACUGUACGGACAGUGCCUGAGGAGGUACAGUUGAAGGGUCAUCGCUCAGAAGUGAUGUUAACGCAUCCAGCUACUACGAAGGAAGGGAUCACCCCUCUUCAUGUUGUCCAACUUCUCGAGGCUGACUUCACUCCUGAUAAGAAGCAGAAACCCUAUUCCCAGAAUGAUUCGAAGUUUGUUAGGCUAAUGGAGAAGGAGAUUCACAUUUCAGAGAGUGGACAUUACGAGAUGCCCCUCCCCUUCAGGGAGGAAGAGGUACCUGUACUGCCUAACAACAAGUUUGUUGCUGCCAAACGUUUGAACCAUCUGAAGAAAAAGUUUGAAAAUGAUGCAACCUACUAUGAUCAAUACCUACAACAGAUGAACAAUCUCCUUGAAAAGAAGUAUGCAGAGAAAGUGUCUGAACCAGGUGAACCAGGCAAGCUAUGGUAUAUUCCACAUCAUGGAGUACAGCAACCAAAGAAACUGAGGGUGGUGUUCGAUUGCAGUUCACAAUUCAAAGGAGAGUGUUUGAACUCUCAUCUUCUCACUGGCCCUGAUUUGACCAAUGCACUUGCUGGAGUACUGUGCAGAUUCAGAAAAGAGUAG
Lytechinus pictus (painted urchin) is the source of this 2202-nucleotide messenger RNA. RefSeq lists its product as uncharacterized. Bases 1 to 2202 code for a protein of 733 amino acids. The record is from RefSeq and is a predicted model, not a curated record. The transcript is spliced from 3 exons. Gene Ontology annotation, molecular function: nucleic acid binding; zinc ion binding. NCBI's taxonomy places the organism in Eukaryota, Metazoa, Echinodermata, Echinoidea, Temnopleuroida, Toxopneustidae.